Molecule: messenger RNA, 3673 nt
Organism: Daktulosphaira vitifoliae (grape phylloxera)
Lineage: Eukaryota; Metazoa; Arthropoda; Insecta; Hemiptera; Phylloxeridae
Gene: Elp1
Product: elongator complex protein 1
Biological process (GO): tRNA wobble base 5-methoxycarbonylmethyl-2-thiouridinylation
Cellular component (GO): elongator holoenzyme complex; cytosol
Molecular function (GO): tRNA binding
Source: RefSeq, a predicted model, not a curated record
AUAACACUUGUUCUAAUUUAUCAGAAAUAAUAUUAUACUUGCAUUUAUAAUUUUUGAUAUAAAAUCACAUUCUAUUUAGUAUUCAAAAUUUUACUGAUGACAACAUGAAGAACCUUAAAUUACAUAAAUCACAAUUAGUUUGUAUUGAACAACUAACUAAUGCAAAUUCUGCAAUUAUAAUCAAUAAUGGAGAAUUUUGUUAUUCAACUGAUCAUGAAAUUUGGCGUGUAAAAUUAGGAAUUGGACCCCUUAAAGUAGUGAGUCUUGUCGAAAUUGAAGAUUAUAAGGAUCAAGAGAUUAAAAUUAUUAGUUAUGCAUAUAAUCAACCUUGGGAUUCUUUUUUGGUUGGUUGUUCUAACGGGGAUAUUAUUUUAAUUCAAGAAAAUAUUGUUGAAAUAGCAUUCAAGUGUGAUCUACCGCCUAGUCAGAUAAUAUGUAGUCCAGAUUAUGAACGCAGUAUUUUGGUUUCUGAAGGAGGUCAAAUUAAUUUAGUAUCUGAAUGCUUCGAAGUUCUUAAUGAUUUUAAUGUUAAAGAUAUAGUAUUAACAGAACAACACCUUGUUAAUGUUGGCUGGGGCAAAAAAGAAACACAAUUUCAUGGAUCUGAAGGAAAGUCUAAAAGAAAUAUUAAAGAAAUAAUUGGUGAUGAUGAUAAUACUGAUAAAUCUUUAAAUGUUUGUUGGAGAUGUGAUAGUUUAUUUUUUGCUGUUGGUUAUUUUAAUGAAUUGAUUAAUCUAAGAACAAUUAAAAUUUUCAAUAGGGAUGGUAUUCUUCAGUUUAUUAGUGAAUCACUUUCAGGUAUAGAAACAGUUUUAAGUUGGAAAACAUCUAAAGAUCUUAUGUCAUUUCCACAAAAAUAUAAUGGAGAAUAUUUUAUAAGUUUUAUGGAAAAAAAUGGAUUAAAGCAUGGUGAUUUUAAAUUACCAUCUGGACUUAAAGUAAAUCAAAUAUUAUGGAGUAUUGAUUGUACUAUACUAUGUCUUCAUUGUUAUUAUUCAGAUGGAAAAAACUGUUUAAUAUUAUUAAGAUGUACAAAUUAUCAAUGGCAGAUAAAAAAAUGGAUGAUUUUUGAAAGCAGCAUAAUUGCUGUGAAAUGGUUACUUAAUAAUAAUUUAGAAUUAGUUACGAAAAAUGGUUUAUACUUUAUUUUACACUGGAUAGAAAUAUUACAUACUUCAAACUGUGACUCACUAGAUUGGGUGGCUGUCAUCAAUAAUUGUUCUGUAUUGUUAACUCCUUUCAAUGAAGUAGUUAUACCACCACCUAUGUACCAUACAAAAUUAAUAUUAGACAAGCCCAUUGAGUCAGUGCUAUUCCUACCUAGGAAUUUAAGAGGAAAUAAUUGUAUUUCUAUUGUUUGCAAUGAUAAUAGCAUUCACAUUUAUGAUUACAGUAAUGAUAAGCAAGAAUUUGUAAAAAACAAAUCAUUUAAAAAUACUGUGGAUGCAAAUUGUUUGUGUAAUCAUUGGUUUUGGUUCAAUGAAAGUACUUUUAUUUUUAGUUUAUCUGAAGUUAAUAAUAUUCAUCAUGUUUGUGUGGCCUCGACAUCAAAUGAUAAUUUAAAAAUUAUCAUGGAACAUAAUGUUAGCAAUCCAGUUAUUGGUAUUUCCUACCAUACCUUAGGUGCACUUAUACAGCUAUCAGAUGGAAAUGUACUAUUAUGGAAAGAAAAAAUAAAUUUAGUAGAUCCUUUUAUUAGUUUCCCUGAAGAGUGUAUGCAUUUUAAUGUAAUGGAAGACAAUAUCUAUGGUCUUGGUAUAUCUAAAAGACUUUUUGAAAAUGAACGUAUUAUUUUAAAUAAUGUUGAUUCGUUUUGUUUGAAGUAUCCAUUUGUAUUGGCAGUUACUUUGAAUCAAAGUCUAAUUGCAUAUAAUAUUCAUUCAACAAAGGAUAACAAUGAUAAAUAUCAACGGCGAGUUGAGAUGGGUUCAACAAUUAUAACAACAACAGGGAAUUCGGUUAUUUUGCAACUACCAAGAGGAAACUUGGAAACAAUCAGACCAAGACCAUUAACAGUGUUGUCAGUUGUUCAUUUAAUUACUGAACAAAAAUAUUUGAAAGCAUUUGAGUUAUUACGUAAAGAACGUAUAAAUUUAAAUGUUCUAUGUGAUCUAAAUUCUCUUAAGUUUAUUAAAGAUUUAAAAAUAUUUUUAUCUCAAAUACAAGACCCUUCUUGGAUCAGUUUAUUCAUUAUGGAAUUGGAAAACAAAAACUAUUUGAAUACGGUUUAUGUAUCUCAGUUUCAACAAAAUAAUGUAAAAGAGUUGGAUGAUAAAGUACAAAUGAUAUGCUCUCAAUUGAUUCUUACCAUGAAUCAAAUUGAUAGAGAUAAGUAUGCCUUUCCAUUGCUUGGAUGUUACGUAAAAUUGAAACAGUACAACUUUGCACUUAAACUAGCAUCUUUAAAAAAUGAAUAUUUAAAACAUUUAUUAUUUUUAGUUGAUGUUGAUCAACUAUAUAAAGCAUCACUUUCUGAGUAUAAUUUAGAGAUAGCUAUGAAAAUUAUAAAUAACUCUCAACUAGAUCCAAAAGAAUAUGUACCAUUUUUGAAAAAAUUGGAAAAAAUGGAUUACCAUUAUAUGUGUUUUACCAUCGAUGAUAAAUUAGGCAAUAAAAAUAAAGCGUUAGUCAAUUUAGUGAAUUGCAAGGAUAAAUUUGAAGAAAUUUUGAAAUAUACUAUUGAUAACAAUUUGUAUUGUCAUGCAUUAACUCUGUAUAGUCUUCAUCAAUAUGAAUACAAAUUGAUAGCUACACACUAUGGUGAUGACCUCUUUUCUAAAAUGGAUUACAAACAAGCAGCAAUCAUUUACUGUCGUAGUUCAGAAAAAGUAAAAGCAAUUGAGUGUUUUAUUAAAGCUGGAUAUUGGAAAGAAGCAUUACAAUUAUGUUAUGAAUUUAACUGCAAUGACUCAGAGAAGAGUUUAUUUAAAAAUAAUAUUGUAUUAAUGCUAUCGUCAACACAAAGAUAUAAAGAGGCUGCAGAGUUUGCUGAACUAGAAUUACAUGACUAUCAUUUAGCUGUAGAAUAUAGUAUAAGAGCACAAAAUUACAUUCAUGCAUUGUAUUUAGCUAGUUCAAUAUUUAACUCUGACUCAAAACUAGUACACGAACAAGCUGUAGAAGUGCUAGAAAACAACAACGUAAAAUGUGGAAUUUAAAAGAAGGUAAUUUUAGAGAACAGCCAACUUUAGUUCUUACAUUGAAACAAAUUGUUGAAAAAUCGGAAAAUUAUAAAAGUGAUGUUAAAAACAUGAGUUUUUUGCUAUUAAGAUUAGAUGAACAUGAUGUUGGACAAAAACUUCAAAAAACUUUAAACUCAUUUAUAACUUGCAUUUAUAAUAAUAAAUCUAUUAUUUGGCCAGUACUUGCUGAAUCAGAACAAGUAGUUGAAGAUACAAUAUUAUUAUGUCCUUUGAAAAUAAUACUUGAUCAAGGCUGGAAAUUAUCUAUUUUAGAUCAGAUACAUAUUAUAGAUAAAUAAUCAAACAUUUUGAUUAUUACUAAUAUAUUGUAAAUUAUUUUAAUAAAAAUGUUAUGUUUCAAACAAGUUCUACUUUUUCAUAAUAGUUCAUUUUUAUUUUAAAAUUAUAAGAUAUAUUUGAUCAAUUUAUUCUUAAUAACUAUCAUGUAUAACAUAAUCAUAAGUGGUUUUAUAAUACAGAAUAAUAUUGUU